GGGAACUCCCCUUCUUUUGCAGCACUGCUAUUCUAUUUCUAUUAUCAGUGUACUCAUAUUAACAACAACAACUUACUACUCAACCUUCACCUGCAGGUUCCAGGGGUGACAAGCACCAUACUCACUUGCCCCAGCUUUACCUUCACAACAACCCUCUGAAAUAAGCUGCACGCUUAUCAUGGACUUACCUGUGGAAAAAUGGAAGCUUUACAUUAGCCAGAAACUGACUUCACUGCAGCCAUCAUUGAAGGAACAGCUUUGUCACUCCAUGUCGCUCAGGGACAGCUUUCUUCUUUCCUUGACUCUUUUGCAUCCUGAAGAUGAAGAGUAUUUGCUCAGGCUGUCCAGGUACUAUUGUGUGAAGAAAGAUCCUAAGAUGACUCUGUCCUGCAAGGAGGAAGGGAACAAAUGGUUUCGAAAAAAGGAGUACAGAACAGCAGCAGUACUCUAUUCCAGGGCACUGUCCCAUGCAGAAGCCGGCAGCCCAGAAAUGGCAGUGUGUUAUGCCAACCACUCGGCAGCUGUUUUCCACCUGGGUCAGUUUGAGGUUUGUUUGGAGGACAUUAAGAGGGCGGAGGGAGGGGGCUACCCAGAAGAACUGCUCCCCAAGCUUUUGCUGCGGAGGGCCAACUGCCUCCUUUCUCUAGGUCGAUUUCAGGGGGUGACAGAAGCCCUAGACAGCCUGGAGGAGAAAAUGUCUGCAGGCCAGAGUCUGGAAGCUGCCAGCCAUCAUGUGCUGCUUAGUAAAUUCAAGCAGCUGAAACUCAAAGCCUGCAAAGGGAAGAGUGGUUCAGUCUGUCAGCCUGCUGCAUCUGACAGGACCCAGAAGGAUUUGGAGCCCUGGGAGGAGAACAGUAGGAUUUCAUGUGCCUCUGCAUCAGUGAGCUUGAACUUCUCUGCGUGCAAAGGGCGCCAUUUAGUUGCAGCCAAGGAUAUUCUUCCUGGCGAAAUCUUAGUGAGGGAAGAGGCCUUUGUAAGCGUGCUGUGCCCUGGGGAAAGCCUCUUGCUUCAGGGCAGUGCAGAGGCCAUGUUGAAUGGGCAGCCAGCUAACGAAGAUCUUCACUGCCACCAUUGCUUGAAGCAGCUGCUGUCGCCUGUUCCCUGCCAGGGGUGCAGUUAUGCCAAGUACUGCAGCCAUGCCUGUGCCCAGCUGGCAUGGAGCACCUACCACAGCAGAGAGUGCUCCUUCGGGGGACUGCUUCUGGCAUUGGGAGUCUUCUGCCAUGUCGCCUUCAGAGCAGUUCUGGUGGCAGGCUUUGCAGAGGUCAGCGCUUUAAUAAAGCAGUCGCACACAGAGGAAGUGGCGACAGAGCCUGUUGCUGAAGCACCAGCUCCCAGUGCGGUUGCAGAAGAGAACUCGGCCUCCUCCAUCCCUGGCUGUGGUGCUGAUGGGCGCUAUAGCAGUUCCUACCAAGCCAUCUUCUGCCUUUUGCCACACACGGAAAAGCACAGCCUUGAGCUCAGGCUCCUCUGCAGCCUGUGCGUUGCUGCCUUGUGUAAGAGGCUUGGAGAAGCUGGCCUGGAGGCAUUCAUUUCAGGGAAGAGCACACCUGAAGACCAGGGUGGACCGAAAGCUGGCAAAGCGUGUCCUGAGUGGGAAGUCCCAGGGGAGGCCAUGCUGAGGCACAUGCUGCAGCUGCAGUGCAAUGCGCAGGCAGUGUGUGCACUCCACAUCUCAGGGUCUGAAAAUGGGCCAGUGACUAGCAGCAAACAGAUGCGUGUGGCCACAGCUCUCUACCCCGUGGUCAGCCUACUGAACCACUCCUGUGAGCCAAACACCAGCGUAACUUUCAGCAGCAGAACCGCAGAGGUCAGAGCUUUGCAGUCAAUCCCAAGAGGGCAGGACAUUCUCCACUGCUAUGGGCCUCACAGGUGCAGGAUGGGGGCUGCCGAAAGGCGUAAGCAGCUCCUUUCUCAGUAUUUCUUUGAAUGUUGGUGUCUGCCCUGCUUGGAGGAGCUGCAGCCCAACUCAGGAAAGAGAGCAUCCUCCCAAGACGGUCUCAGCCACAAGCCCAUGCAGCAGGGCGAAGAGGGUUUGCUCCAUUGCUCCAGUGGGGCCUGCAAAGUACGAGUUCAUGAGGAUCACUUCCAGCACCAGCUCUGUGACCUUCGACUGCAGACUGAGGCGGCCUUGGAGCUUCUGCAGUGUGGCCACCCAGAUCAGUCGAUGGAGCUGCUUCUGAAAUGCAGGUUGGAUGCCAAGAGAUUCCUCUCUCCAGCGCACUUGAUGGUGGGAGAGAUUGAGGAUAGCCUGGCGCAGGCCUACGUCACCCUAGGGAAGUGGCAGGAAGCAGCAGGGCAUCUACGCAGCAGCAUCCAGACUGUGGAAGCCCAUUAUGGCCCCUCCAGCAUAGAAGCAGGCCAGGAGCUCUUUAAACUGGCACAAGUCCUCUUCAAUGGGCGUGCUGUACCAGAAGCCCUGCACACCAUCCAUGAGGCUGAGAAUAUUUUGUCUAGGCACUUCGGCCCCCAGAGUACCCAGCUGCAAGAGCUGCAAGAGAUGAAAGCCUGCCUGGAGGAGUUCCUUGGAGGAGGCAGAGCCUCUGUUGCCAGUGCAAGACCCAAGAUGUCGUAAGUGAGAAACAUGCAGGCCGCCCGGUUAGGCUGCUGUUUGGUACCCUUGGCGGUGGAUGAAGACACCUGAAUGAUGGGAAGGACACGCCCUUUGUACCCUGGGCAGCCAGAGGCAGGGAGCAAAUCAUGUGAUAUUGGCAAACUUCAUUAAACUUCCCCAAAGGCUUGAAAAUCCA
Messenger RNA from Lacerta agilis (Sand lizard), 2750 nucleotides. RefSeq names its product SET and MYND domain containing 4 (gene SMYD4). Bases 179 to 2575 code for a protein of 798 amino acids. Gene Ontology annotation, molecular function: protein binding. The record is from RefSeq and is a predicted model, not a curated record. The transcript is spliced from 12 exons. NCBI's taxonomy places the organism in Eukaryota, Metazoa, Chordata, Lepidosauria, Squamata, Lacertidae.